Messenger RNA from Psammomys obesus (fat sand rat), 8086 nucleotides. Its product is annotated as aldo-keto reductase family 1 member C13-like. Gene Ontology annotation, cellular component: cytosol. Gene Ontology annotation, molecular function: ketosteroid monooxygenase activity; steroid dehydrogenase activity; aldose reductase (NADPH) activity. Lineage: Eukaryota; Metazoa; Chordata; Mammalia; Rodentia; Muridae. The transcript is spliced from 5 exons. The record is from RefSeq and is a predicted model, not a curated record. Gene Ontology annotation, biological process: steroid metabolic process.
CACUGCUUAGCCAUUAGAAGGCUAAGCAUGGUUAUCUGGUUCUCCAUUAGCCAGAGAGUUGAUUUAUAGGUUCACAAAUGCGGCUGAAACAUCAGAACCUGCUUACUCAGAAGAGUGAUAAGCAAUGAGUUCCAAACAGCAACGUGUGAAACUAAAUGAUGGCCACUUCAUUCCUGCACUGGGCUUUGGCACGUAUAAACCUGAAGAGGUUCCUGAAAACAAGCCACUGGAGGCUAUAAAUUUAGCUAUUGAGGCCGGGUUCCGUCAUAUUGAUACUGCAUAUGUGUACCAAACUGAAAAGAAUGUAGGACAGGCUAUUCAAAGCAAGAUUGCUGCUGGCAUUGUGAAGAGAGCAGACAUGUUCAUCACUAUAAAGCUUUGGUGCACUUUCCACAGACCAGAGUUGGUUCAACCUAGUUUGGAAAAAUCAUUGGAAAACCUUCAGCUGGACUAUGUUAACCUCUAUAUUAUUUAUUACCCAGUACCAAUGAAGGUAAGCAAUUUGAAUGAUAAGACUUUUGGCUUUCUGUUUGUCCAUCCACAGGUGGAAUGCCAUCUCUACCUGAACCAGAGCAAGCUGUUGAACUACUGCAAGUCAAAAGACAUCAUUCUGGUUGCCUACUGUGCUCUUGGAUCUCAAAGACCUGAACGAUGGGUAGACCCAAGCUCUCCAGUUCUCUUGAACGAUGAAGUUCUUUGUGACAUGGCAAAAAAGCACAAUCGAAGCCCGGCUCAGAUUGCCCUUCACUAGUAUCUUCAACAUGGAAUUGUAGUGCUUGCCCAGAGUUACCAAGAGAAUGAGAUAAAAGAGAACUGGCAGGUCACCAGGGAAGCUGGGGGCAUCGGGAUUCUUACAUUCUCUCUCUCUCCACUAUGUUCUUCUUUAAAAUAUCAACUUUUGUUUAUCUUUGUUUUUUUUUUUUAAAUUUGGUCAAUCUCCUUAGCAUUUCCUAUUCCUGUGAGAUUUCAGUUGCAUUUAGAAAUAUUCUCUUCUACUCUAAAACACAAACAUCAACUUAGCUUAAUAGAAUUAGGUUCAGAGAGAGCACAGAGAUUUAGGAUUCAAUAUGUCAGCCACACACUGUGAAUACCUCCUUUGCAAUGGAUCUCUUCAUCGUUCCCUGAAAUGAUAGUUUAAGAUGGGGCAUAUCAUACCUUUAUAUGAUAAUUUUUCACAUCUUUAUUUUGCAUUUGGACUACAUAGUCACAUAUUUCACUUUAUUGUUGUUUACUCAAUUUUAAGUAUAUGGGUAUAGAUGUUUUGGAGGCAUAGAUGUCUGUGCACCAUGUUCAUCCCUGAAAAGCCAGAAAAGGCUGGCGUAUACCCUAGAACUGGAGUUGUGGAUGGUAGUGAGCUGCCCUGUGGUUGCUGGGAAUUGAACCUGGCCAGGUAGGGCAGCUAGCGCUCUAAACCACUGAGCCCUCUCUUUAGCCAUACUCUCAUAUUUUAAUGUGGAAGUGUCUAUUUAUUUAUUUAUUUGAGUUGCCUCACUGGCUAAGUGCAUAUUCUUUUCUUGAAGACUUACCUGUGCUGAUGAUCUUCUAUUUUCAACUGCAAGAACUUUGCUAUACCAUUACCUAUAGUAGUUGCAAAAUAAACCAGGCCCAACAUAGUGCUUCAAUACAAAGAGUUUUGUUUAUUUCAUUGUUCUAUGAUUUUAAAAUUUUCUUCAGUUCAGCCUGAACCCUGACACAUCUGUAUAGCGUGAGUUCACUCAAGUGUGUUCAUGGAACUGUUGUAUAUGUUUUCAGGAUGAUGAGCUCCAUCUGCCUCAGGAUUCAUUUAUCUCUUACCUGAUGUUCCUUAGCUUCAAAUAGUUUCCAUUCACUAGCCAACUGGCAGAGGUUUCACCUCCUCACAUACUCCUCUUUCAAGAAAUUGAGUAGAUACUUGCAAAGACUUUAAACCUAAGCAAAGGAUUAUUAUAUCACUUCUCCUGCUAAGUGUAGUAGUUAAUAAAAGCUACAAAAAUCUUUAAGAGACUGGAGAUGGCCCCAUGGUUAAAGCUCUUGCCAAGCAAACAUGGGAGUAGAUUUUAUAUUUCUAGAACCAUAAGAUCCCAGGAGGAUGUGCCCCCUCCAAUCUCAGUCUAGCAAGCAGAGAUAAGGGAUCCCCAGAGUAAGUGAUUCUGAGUAAGUGAUUCAGAGUAAGGAUUCCCCUUGCUAGUGAAAAUAGCCUCAGUGACUAAGGUACAAAAACUAUGAGAAUGAAGCCUAGUACCAACCUCAUGCUUUCAUAUAUGUGCACACAUGGAUGCUCGCACACGCGCAUGUGCACAUGCAAGAAGGCAAAAGUGUGUCCCUAAAUAUGCAAAUAGGAAUAAAUACACACAUGCCACACAUACUCACAUGGACAUCAAAAAAGGAUAAAAAGGUUAAGAUUAAAGGGAGGAGAAAAUAGACACUGCCUGGUAGUGGAAGUAUGCACAGAUUUUCAUAGAGUAUGGAGACCGAGAAACACAUGUUGUAAUUAAUUUACAGCAACCUCUAUAUUCUCCACGUUAAUUAUGUUGCAAAUUCAGGUACAUUUGUUCUGUCCUAAAUUCUGUUGUUUUUAUUCUCUUUUUAUAUAUGUAUAUAUACAUAUAUAUUUAAAUAUAUGUUCUCAUGAGAAAAAUAUAUAUAUGAGCAACGGUUUCUUUUCAUUGUUUUUCUUUAUUCUUUUACUUUGUGGUUAAAUAUCAUGUUUUUUUCUUCAUUAGGAAUAGAACAUCAUAUGCUUUAUUUCUUUAAAUUUAUUUUUGAAACAAAUUCUUUUUUUUUAGAUUUCUUUAUUUAUACUUAUAAGUACUCUAUUUGCAUGCAUGUGCAUGCUUUCAUGAACGAAUAGGACAUCAGAUCCUAUUACAGAUGGUUGUGAGCCACCAUGUGGUUGCUGGGAAUUGAACUCAGGACCACUGGAAGAAUAGCCAGUGCUCUUAAAUGCUGAGCCAUCUCUCUCUCCAGGCACAGCCAAUUUUUUUUUUUACUUUUACAAAAGUGUGUUAUAGCUUUUCUUAGCAUUUCUUUCUAAACCCUUUUUUAAUUGAAAUAAAAUUUAUAAAAUCAUGUAAAGUAAAUAUUCAAAAAAAACUUAAAUAAUUUUCUAAAAAUCUCAGUGGUGUUGGCAGCAACAAUACUUACAUUCAUGGAUUUUAUUUGUCUUAUUUAUGCUCAUUUUUCUCAAAUUAUGUUGUAAUGACAGUCUUGCUGAACAAAAUCUACCCAUUCCUAUUUAAAAAUAUGACAAAUUACCUCAAGAAUAUGGCUGUUUAAACAAGAUCUGAAUAAGGACGGAACCAAUGGGCAUUCCCACAUGUAAGGCAGAACUCUUAUAAGGGAGCAUACUUAUAUAAAAAGCUCUAGAAAAUUAAAGAAUUCUAAGAAUCUAAGAGCAAAAGAAUUAGUCUUCCUUAGGAUGGGCUCCUUAAUUGUUAAUCCAGUACCAACUAGUCAACCAUGAAACCAUGUACAUGCAAGCACCACUACACAGAUUCACCAGGCUCUGCUUAUGUGUGUGUGUGUAGUAAUAACUGCACAAAAGAAACACAAAUAUGAGAGAAAGUAGCAGAGAAACACAUGAGAGUUCUAGAAAGGAAAACAAAGGGGGAAAUGAUAUAACUGUAUUUUAAUUAAAAAAAUAAAAACCUGAAUCUCUGGGAAGAUGAUUGAUAUAUAUGCAUAUAUAUACACAUACAUACAUACAUUUCAUCAUUUAUUAUUGUUUACCUUGAUUAUAUCUUUUAGUGAUUAGAUAUCUAAGUCCUUAGGUAGUACCAUUAUUCAUCAUCUGAGAAAGAACUGAAGUUUUAAAAUAUUAAGAAUUUUAAUAUGUAAUUGUAAUAGGACUUUUCAAUUUUAGGUGGUUUUAAAAUAUAAUUUUAAUAACUUAUGUUUUCUUUUUUAAUUUUAAUUUAAUUUUAUUUUUAAUUACACUUUAUUUACUUUGUAUUUCCCCUCAAAUUCCCUCCCUCUUUGCCUCCCAAUCCUUCUCUUCCUCUCCCUUUCUCCAUGCAUGCCCCUCCCCAAGUCCACUGGUAGGGGAGGGUUUCUUUUUCUUCCUCCUGAUCCUAGUCUGUUAGGUCACAUCAGGAGUGGCUGCAUUGUCUUCCUCUGUUGCCUGGUAAGGCUGCUCCCCCCUCAUGGGGGAGGUGAUGUCCAACAACGGAGGAAUGGGUACAGAAAUUGUGGUAUUUUUUUCUUUUUUUAUUAUUAUUACUAUUAUUAAUUACACUUUAUUCAUUUUGUAUCCCCCCCUAAGCCCCUCCCUCCUCCCCUCCCGAUCCCACCCUACUGCCCUUUCUUCAUGGAUGCUCCUCCCCAUAUCCACUGAUAGGGGAGGUCCUCCUCUCCUUCCUUCUGAUCCUAGUCUAUCUGGUCUCAUCAGGAGUGGCUGCAUUGUAUUUCUCUGUGGCCUGGUAAGGCUGCUCCCCCGCUCAGGGGGAGGUGAUCAAAGAGCAGACCAAUCAGAUUAUGUCAGAGGCAGUCCCUCUUCCCAUUAUUAUGUAACCCACUUGGAAACUGAACUGCCAUGGGCUACAUCUGCACAGGGGUUCUAGGUUAUCUCCAUGAAUAGUCCUUGGUUGGAGUAUGAGUCUCAGGGAAGUUCCCUGUGUUCAAAUUUUCUUGUUCUGUUGCUCUCCUUAUGGAGUUCCUGUCCUCUCCAGCUCUUGCUAUUUCCCACUUCUUACAUAAAAUUCCAUUCACUCUGCCCGAGAGUUGGCCAUCAGGCUCAGCAUCUGCUUUGAUAGUCUGCAGGGCAGAGGCUUUCAGAUGCCCUCUGUAGCAGGUUCCUAGGUUGUUUCCUGUUUACUUCUUCUGAUGUCCAUCCUCUUUGCCUUUCAGGAUGGGGAUUGAACAUUUUAGUUAGGGUCCUCUCUUUUGCUUAGUUUGUUUAGAUGUACAGAUUUUAGUGGGUUUAUCCUAUGUUGUAUGUUUAUAUGAGUGAGUAUAUACCGUGUGUGUCUUUUUGCUUCUGGGACAACUCACUCAGGAUGAUCCUUUCCAGGUCCCACCAUUUACCUGCAAAUUUCAUGAUUUCCUUAUUUUUCAUUGCUGAGUAUUACUCCAUUGUAUAGAUGUACCACAAUUUCUGCAUCCAUUCUUCAGUUGAGGGGCAUCUGGGUUGUUUCCAGCUUCUGGCUAUUACAAAUAAAGCUGCUACAAACAUGGUUGAGCAAAUGUCCUUUUUGUGUACUUGAGCCCCUUUUGGAUGGAGUGGUAUGGCUGGAUCUUGAGGAAGUGCUAUUCCUAGUUGUCUGAGAAAGCGCCAGAUUGAUUUCCAGAGUGGUUGUACAAGUUUACAUUCCCACCAGCAAUGGAGAAGGAUUCCCCUUUCUCCACAACCUCUCCAGCAUAUGUUGUCCCUUGAGUUUUUGAUCUUGGCCAUUCUGAUGGGUGUAAGGUAAAAUCUUAGGGUUGUUUUGAUUUGCAUUUCCCUAAUGGCUAAUGAGGUUGAGCAUUUCUUUAAAUGCUUCUCUGCCAUUCGAUAUUCCUCUACAGAGAGUUCUCUGUUUGGCUCUGUUCCCCAUUUUUUAAUUGGAUUACUUGGUUUGCUGCUUUUCAGCUUCUUUAGUUCUUUUUAUAUAGUGGAUAUGAGUCCUCUGUCAGAUAAAGGGUUGGUGAUGAUUCUUUCCCAAUCUGUAGGCAGUUGCUUUGUUUUGAUGACGGUGUCCUUUGCUUUACAGAAGCUUUUCAAUUUUAUGAGGUCCCAUUUAUUGAUUGUUGCUCUUAGAGCCUGUGCUGUUGGUGUUCUGUUCAGGAAGUUUUCUCCUGUACCAAUGAGUUCUAGGCUAAUCCCCACUUCUUUUUCUAGCCGAUUCAAUGUGUCUCGUUUCAUGAUGAGGUCUUUGAUCUACUUGGACUUCAGUUUUGUGCAGGGUGAUAAGUAUGGAUCUAUUUUCAUUUUUCUACAUGUAGAUAUCCAGUUGGACUAGCACCAUUUGUUGAAGAUGCUAUCUUUUUUCCAUUGUAUGAUUUUGGCAUCUUUGUCAAAAGUCAGGUGUCCGUAAGUGUGUGGGUUUUGUUAACAUUCUGCAACCUCAAUUUACAGUAGAUGCAUAAGAUUCUAUUCAGUGUUGACCUCAUAAGUGUUAGAAGUAUUUUCAAAAGAAAUGCUCCAUUCCUCAUUUUUAGGACCCAGAUCCUGAACUGAUGGGAGGAACCCUGGCACCGUCAGUUGUCAGUUUCUCUUCUUAGAUGUGCCACUUUGAUCUGACAAAGUUUACUGUGUGUAGUCUGUUUUGUUUUUGAUCUAUAGGCUGGGUGCACUGAGUUAUUUUUUUCUGCCUCUCUUUAAAAAAAUUAAUUAGUUUAUGCACUUUUCAUCCCACUCAUAGCCCCCUUCCUUCUCUUUUCCCAGCCCCACCCUCCCUCUUCUCCCUAUUCACCCUCUUCUUAACCCUCAGAAAAAGGGAGCCUCUUCCCUAUUCAUCAACCCACUCAAGCACAUCAAGUUGCAUGAGGACUGAGUGCAUCCUCUUUCAUGUUGGCCUGGCAAGUCAGUCCCUCCAGAGGAAAGUGUUCAAAAAGCAUGCAACAAAGUCCUUGUCAGAAACAGCCCUGCUACCCUUACUAGGUAACCCACAUGAAGACCAAGCAUCCCAUUGGAUAAGUAUGUGUAGGAGACCUAGGUCCAGUCCAUGCAUGGCUGUUAGUUGGUGCUUCAGUCUCUGCAAACCCCUCUUGGCCCAUAUUUGUUGGCUCUGUUGGUCUUCUUAUGGAGUUCUUGUCUCCUCUGGCUCUUUCUCUCUACUCUUUCACAAGUCUCCCUGCUAUCAGCCCAAAGUCAAUGGCGGUGAGUCUCAACAUGUGUUUGAAACCGCUCCUGAGUGGAGUCUCUCAGGAGACAGCUAUACCAGGCUCUCAUCUACAAACAGCAGAGUGUGUUUGAUAGUGUCACGAAUUGGCUCUUUCUCCCAUUCAUCUAAAUGGCUAUUAUUGUCCCCACUUUUUCCCACUGACUUCUAGGCAAAUCAUUAGUCAAAAGAAACACAGACAAGUAACAGAGAUGGCAGCAAAAAAAAAAUCUUUAGAGAAAAGAACAUUGCAUUUAUUUCAACAAGUGAUUAAAAAUUUAGCUCCUUUUUUUCCAGGUUGGUGAUUGUUGCUCCAAUUGCCUGUGAGUUCUAAGUGUGUGAAUAAUCCAGAAGUGGUGUGACUCAUCAGCAUCAUGUCAGUCAUCACGGUCAGGUUCAUUAGCUACAUAGAGGAUCUUCAGAUAGAUACCAUGAUAAAAGUGCUCAUGUUAAUAUUCAUCAGAAAAUGGAAAAUUUGGGUGUUCAGCAGCACUAAAAUAGAAAAGAAAAAUAUGUAGAGAGACUCUUUUGUGUACCGUAUCGAAGUAUUAGCUGUCAAUAAAAAGGUUGAUGGUCUGUCUGCUGAGGCAGGAAAUAAGUAGUGGGAGUUACAGAAGAGAGAGAUGAACUCUGGGAUAGAGUCAGAGAGGGAGAUUCACCCUAGACUCUGAGAAAGAGGAAAGCAUGAAACUGAGGAGAAGUAACCAGACAUGUGACACAUACAGAAUAGAAAAACUGGUAAAAUAAGUUAUGAGCUAGUCAGGGAACGAGCCAAAGCUUAUGGCCUAGGCUUUUAUUCAUAAACAUUAAAAGUCAUGGAGUCAUUAUUUUGGGAACUGGGGUAUGGGUGCAAAAGCAUGAGGUUAAAAGUAUUCCCAAUGUGGGCUCAAUGAAAUUGGUUCAUCAAACGCAUAAAAUAUGUAAUUAUUGUUAUUAUAAUUUAUUAUUAUUUCUUACUGAAUAUGGCACUAGAAUAAAUUUGAAUUUUUUAUUUUUUGGUUACAGAAUCUGCCUUUCUUACUUUCAUGAACACAUUCAUAAAAAUAUUUUAAAAUACCAUAACUAAGUUAUUUAAGUUAUAUUCCCUGGCCUAGAAGAGAAAAUGAAGAAACAAGUUUUCACAAAUAUAUAUUUUACUUAACUACAUCAUACCAACCAAACAAAGCAAAGAAAAUGCCAUAAUCCUCUCUAAUUUCAAUAAACUAAGGAAAGUAGGUGCUGACUAUGCAUGUUUAGUACAAAGACAUGUCUAGAUAGUCGCCAAAACAAAUAAAUUAAGAGUGUCUGACUUAUUAAGUCAAAUAAAUUAA